Molecule: messenger RNA, 924 nt
Organism: Cylicocyclus nassatus
Lineage: Eukaryota; Metazoa; Nematoda; Chromadorea; Rhabditida; Strongylidae
Source: the annotation of a GenBank genome assembly
AUGUCAUGCGUGGUAGUCAGUACUGAAUUAAAUAGGGGAGUACUUCGUUAUACUGGCAUUGCGCAAUUCAUUUAUUGUCAUUUAGUCGCAGAGGUGCUUGUUAAGACAGAGUCAACUGUAGUUUAUCACAACUCAGUUCGUUGGGAAACGAGCACAGCAAUCAUCACAGAGGUUUAUAAGCCUCCGACGCGGAAGGAUUUAAUAAGGACGAGCGUCACCCUCCAAAUGUUUUCGCCAAACGGUUGCGUCCACGACGAUUUCCCAGCUCUAACAAUUCCUACCCGUAUCUUAGUCGGAGGAAGACUAGAUUUGAGCAGUAGGACUAUUUCGAUGGAUGCAUGCGAGUUUAAAACAUGGAAGAAGGGCGUGACUAAAAUGUUCGAUUUCAAAGAUACCAUUAAUUGCUCGACCGUACCUGGUGCACGUAUCUAUCCUUCUGACUCAGCUGCUAACUCACGCGAGGAAAUUCGUGAAUUCAUCGUAAAUUUCGCAGUAGAAACGGAAUGUAUUAAACUGGAAUUAUGGAAAGUUUGGUGUCCAUCUCCAGCUAUAUUCAAUGCUAACAUUUCAGUUGGUACUCUGGAAACGGUUGAAGAGGAUGGGCGAGCUGAUAUUCUGAAUCUGCCAGUGACUGCCUACUUGGUGACAUUCGCCAAAGUUUACACGGGAGAGCCCAAGGUAAAAGUAGGAUUAGUAUAUUCGGUCUGGUUGAUUGGUGAACAAAGACGCAGUAAAAAAAAACUCGUCAAAGGAAAUACAAUUGCAGGUGUUUUUAUCGAGUCACAUAACAGUAUUAUCGCCGUGCUAGAAUGCAAUGUGUGGGAAGAUGAGGUGAUUGCAGAAACAUUGCAAGCAGGAGAACAAAAUAGUAGAAAAGUAUGCGGAUCACAGAAAGCUAAAGUCACAAACGAAAAGCCUAGAUGA